GGCUCAGUGUCAACGUUCAGCUUGUCUCCAGUAUGAAGCUUUAUCUUCACUCAGCCUGUCAGCUCGCCUUCCUGAGCCUCUGCUGCGUACUGAUCGCAGUGAGAGAGUCAGACAGCACGUUUGUCCCGGGAAGAUGUUUGUGUCUGGGCACGCAACCAGGUGUCAGGGGGCAACUGAAAGAUCUCGCAGUCUACCCAAAGAGCCCCAGCUGUGACAAAGUCGCAGUGAUAGUGACACUAAAGAGUAACAAUACUCCAGUGUGUCUGAAUCCAGAUGCACCCAUGGGCAAACAGCUGAUUCGCUGCUGGAAGAGAGCUCACAAGUUGGGUCGUGAUGUGAGGCUGUGCCUGAAGAGGAGGAGGAGGAGGGGCAGAGGAGGUCAGCGCCAGCGCUCUCGACAGAGGAGCCAGGGGCACAACAGGAGAGCUUCAUCCUCUAACUCCCAAUAGUCAGCGAGUCUGACAGAUGAUAUAAAGCUACUGCAUGGAGAGAAAUCUGUUCAUGCUGAUUCUUGCCACACUGUGGACGCCCAGGCCACCAGAGGCCGUUAAAAACCAACACCCUACCACUUUUCAUUCCCUGAAUGUCAAACGGCUGAGACAUCAAGCUCCCCUAAACUGUCGUCUGAGCUGUAAAUCUCUUUGCAGGCCGCAGCAGGGGGCUUUAUUUUUUCUGUGCAAAUGACUGAUGUAGUGUUGAAAACUAAGCCCUGGAGGCUUGUCAUAAAUGUUAACAGUUUUAGCUUUUACACACUGUUAAAUGGUCAAUAUAUUGUUUAUGUGUAGUUCUGUGGAUGCAGCUGGAAAAGCUAACUGAAGACACUAAGCCGGUUAUUUAUUUUUAUAUUAAUGUGAGCAUUGUUUUUGUAAAUAAAUAUAUCAGAUCAA
This is a messenger RNA of Epinephelus moara (kelp grouper), 887 nucleotides long. Its product is annotated as C-X-C motif chemokine 11-like. Gene Ontology annotation, biological process: cellular response to lipopolysaccharide; antimicrobial humoral immune response mediated by antimicrobial peptide; neutrophil chemotaxis. Gene Ontology annotation, cellular component: extracellular region. The transcript is spliced from 4 exons. The coding region runs from base 33 to 449 and encodes 138 amino acids. Gene Ontology annotation, molecular function: CXCR chemokine receptor binding; chemokine activity. The record is from RefSeq and is a predicted model, not a curated record. Lineage: Eukaryota; Metazoa; Chordata; Actinopteri; Perciformes; Serranidae.